Larimichthys crocea (large yellow croaker) is the source of this 1747-nucleotide messenger RNA. It is a transcript of the gene tomm40l, whose product is annotated as translocase of outer mitochondrial membrane 40 homolog, like. Lineage: Eukaryota; Metazoa; Chordata; Actinopteri; Sciaenidae. Gene Ontology annotation, molecular function: transmembrane protein transporter activity. Gene Ontology annotation, cellular component: mitochondrial outer membrane. The coding region runs from base 130 to 1173 and encodes 347 amino acids. Gene Ontology annotation, biological process: protein import into mitochondrial matrix. The record is from RefSeq and is a predicted model, not a curated record. The transcript has 10 exons.
CUACGGCUCAUCGUCCAAUCGUAGCGCGUCUUCAAGAAAUUAGGCGGGCCUUUGCGUCACUCGUGUCUCCUUAUUUGGAUCGCCACCGGAUUUAACUUCCGGCUGCAUCGUCCUCUGGAUAUCACAACAAUGGGCAGUGUUUUGGCUGCCAGCUCCCCCAACCCUCCACCACCAGCCUCCGGUGGUGGUGCCGCCGCCGCCGCUGCCGUCCCGGGGUUGACGGUGCCGCCAGGCUUUGGGAUGCCUCCAGUUUCUUCGGUUAUACCCCCGAGUGAGGCGGCCUCGGGACAGCAGCAGGAGGCGGCAGAAAACCCGCUGCCUAACCCGGGUGCUUUUGACGAGUGUCACCGCAAGUGCAAAGAGGUUUUCCCGAUGCAGAUGGAAGGAGUCAGGCUAGUUGUCAACAAGGGCCUUAGCAACCAUUUCCAGGUGAAUCACACUGUGCUGCUGAGCACCAUGGGAGAUUCCACCUACAGGUUUGGGGCUACGUACGUUGGAACGAAGCAGAUGGGUCCAGCAGAGUUUUUUCCAGUCAUGGUUGGAGACAUGGACAACAGCGGCAGCCUUAACGCCCAGAUCAUCCACCAGAUCUCCAGCACAAUACGAUCCAAACUGGCCUUCCAGACACAACAGAACAAGUUUGUGAACUGGCAAGGCGACGCUGAGAUCAGGGGAGAAGAUUUUACCGCAACGGUUACACUCGGAAACCCAGACGUCCUCGUGGGCUCCGGUAUUGUCGUAACGCACUACCUCCAGUCCAUAACGCCGGCUCUGGCUCUGGGAGGCGAGCUGGUUUACCACCGCAGGCCAGGAGAGGAAGGCACGGUGAUGUCUUUAGUCGGCAGGUACACAGGCAGUAACUACAUCGCCACAUUGACACUCGGCUCAGCGGGCGCUCAUGCUUCAUACUAUCACAAAGCCAACGAGCAGCUGCAGCUCGGCGUGGAGUUUGAGGCGAGCACCCGCAUGCAGGACACCAGCGUGUCGUUCGGUUACCAGCUAGACGUGCCUAAAGCCAAUUUACUGUUUAAAGGUUCACUAGACAGUAACUGGGUAGUCGGUGCAACGUUAGAAAAGAAGCUGCUCCCGCUGCCGCUCUCUCUCGUCCUCUGCACCUUCCUCAACCAUCGCAAGAACAAGUUCCAGUGCGGCUUCGGCGUCACCAUCGGUUAGACCGAGCGGCGGGUUAUCGAACCCGCAGAACAGACAGACUCGCUAUGGAAGAACAGACUAUGCCAUGUACACUACCGUGUGUCCCAUCGAUCUCAAUCUGUCGUCCGAUUCGGCCAUUGUCAUGUGAACGCUACCCCAGAUCAUCAAAUGUGGUUAAAUAGGAGGUAACAGUGUAAAUCUAAUGCAUUUAAUCGUAAAAGACGAAUCACCUGAUUGAUCAGAGCUGUAACAAAUAAUGUAAUUGGUCAGGAAGUUGUUGACAAACCAAAAGAAACUGUAGAAAGACGUAACGCGUUAAGAGAGCUCUUUGUUUUUGUCACUGCGUUCAGUGCCUGUCGCUCCAGUUUUGAAUUUUAUUCCUGUUUUUGUUUUUUUACCGUAAAAUCUGUCAAGGAAGUCGUGAAUUAACGGUUACAGGCGAGUUUAUCCAGAAUGAGUGUACUGUACUGCAUGUCACGAUCACAAUCCAUCACUUGUUUUGUUGCCUUUUUUUUAUGUUACAAACAUGGAACAGUAUAUAUGACCUGUGUAUAUAUACCUCUUGGAAACUGAUAAAUAACAUUUCUUACAAAAA